Messenger RNA from Cooperia oncophora, 1041 nucleotides. The record is from the annotation of a GenBank genome assembly. NCBI's taxonomy places the organism in Eukaryota, Metazoa, Nematoda, Chromadorea, Rhabditida, Trichostrongylidae.
AUGACAACUCGGUUAUGGAGUUGGAAGAGUGUCCGACUACGGGUGGCGAUUUGCAUCGCCUUAGCGCUCACCAUCGAAGGGCUCAUGAGGAGCAAUCUGAAUAUGGCGAUGGUCUGCAUGCUGAACGAGACUGCAAUCGCCGAAGGGCGGCCAUUUCGAACUUUGAACAACUCGACUGUCGAGGCAAAGUGUGAAGUGCUCAAGUUCGGCAACGAAAAGGUCUACGAGUAUAACGGUGAGCUCACAUGGACUUCGCAACAACGUGCCGUAAUCUUCGCCUCGUUCUAUGCUGGAGGCCUCCUCGCUACUCUGGUCACAGAGAAUCUGAAUCGAUGGAUAGGAGCGAAACGUUUGGUUCUCUACGGUGCCAUCAUUAACGUUCUAGGAACUUUCGCUACACCAACGGUGGCCACCUACCUAGGAGCCAUUCCCAUGGUCAUUCUACGGUUUGUCAUGGGUUUCGGUCAGGGACUUCUCUGGCCAUGUAUGAGUGUCCUUGUGAGUCACUGGUUCCCACCAACCGAGAAGAGCACAGCGUUAGCGAUCGCGACAACAGGAAAUCAGUUAUCUGUCGUGAUUGCAAUGUUUGCAACGGCUGAGCUGUGUCAAGUGCCGUUCAUGGGUGGUUGGCCGAUGGCCUUUCAUGUAUACGGUAUUCUUGGUGUGCUGCUUUGCAUUCUUUGGCAAGUUUUUGUUGCUGAUGAUCCCGCGAAUGCCCGAGGCAUCACUAACGCAGAAAUUCAAAUCAUCACGAACUCAGCCGGUCGGCGACCUCGUGUGCAGCGUGCCAACUGGGCGCAACUAUUGUCGUCACCUGUGGUGUGGUCUAUUGCUGGUAGUGCAUUUGCCCACAAUUUCAUCACCGUCGGAACUGUCACUUAUCUCCCGCUCUACUAUAAAACUGUCCUAAACAUGAGUUUGACGUCGGUAAGUACAAUUCCUUUUUUCUCGGGGCAUCAAAGAUCUGUUGUUGACGGUUCUGAAGCGAUAGGAACGGUAAAUGCACUGAUAAGGGGGUUUUCAUUCCAUGGUUAUGAAUGA